Messenger RNA from Drosophila ficusphila, 3298 nucleotides. It is a transcript of the gene MICAL-like, whose product is annotated as MICAL-like protein 2. Gene Ontology annotation, molecular function: protein binding. Bases 230 to 3160 code for a protein of 976 amino acids. The transcript has a single exon. The record is from RefSeq and is a predicted model, not a curated record. Lineage: Eukaryota; Metazoa; Arthropoda; Insecta; Diptera; Drosophilidae.
GAUGUGCACUCCCAUUACCGAAGCUGCGUUUGUCUUGAGAUUAUUUGAGUCACCGUUUUGCCUUGUUUACAUUUAAUGUAAUUUUAACGAGAUAGACCUUAAUUGAUUUUAUUUGAAACUCAAAGGGCAUGAUGUGUUUGUUUUUGUUGCCUACCAAGAGUCUGACAAUUGCUUGAAUUGUGAUCGCUUACAGUAACUUGUUUGAUAAGAGUAUAAUUAACACAUCAAAAUGUCUGAACGUCGUGGCACGAAGGCUCUGGAACACUGGACAAGAGUUAUAACCCAAGGAUAUAAUGGAGUUAAGGUGGAGAACAUGACCACUUCCUGGCGCAACGGACUGGCCUUCUGCGCCAUUAUACAUCACUUUCGUCCGGAUCUUAUAGACUUCGAUAAGCUAAAGGCUACUGAUAUUUACGAAAACAACGAUUUGGCCUUUACCACAGCUGAGAAAUAUUUAGGAAUUCCUGCAUUACUCGAUGCAGCCGAUAUGGUUUCUUAUGAAGUACCUGACCGACUAUCCAUUCUAACCUAUUUGUCCCAGUUUUACAAGGUGCUCGGGAAAAGCCUUAAACACCCGAAGGCGGAAGAAACAUUUCCUGAAGAAAGUAGUGAGCCCCCUCAGAAGAUGAUGCAUAUUGUGGGAAUACCCAGACGGGAUAAGUGUCAAAAAUGUGAGCUCCCGGUUUUUCUGGCCGAAAGAGUCCUAGUCGGGAAACGGGCUUAUCAUCGCACUUGCCUGAAAUGUGCACGUUGUAACUCAUUACUCACUCCCGGGAGUUUUUAUGAAACCGAGGUCAACAAUACGUACUGUUGCGAGACUUGCCCCGAUGAAGAAAGUGAAACCGAAUCAGACAUUGUUAAACCGAACACCAACAAUAUUGAUAUUACUAUUGGUCAAAGACUAUUGGCCGAAAGUCCUGAUCCUUCAAAUGAUGAAAGUCACAACGAAGUUCAGGAUGACAAUAAUGAAACCACUAUCAGUACAACUGAAAAGCCAUCGAACAGCGAAAUCGCUGAAACUCCGUCCAACGUAGAUAAGCCAACUGAAAAGGAUAAACCUAUAAGUACUGAACAAAGUGAAGAUGAUAAGCCGAAAAAUACUGAACAAACCGAAGAACUUACUAUUGAUCCUAUAAAGCCAGCUUUAGAGGAGGAACAUAAAACGACGACUGUUCCUCUAGACGAAGAAGAUGGUAUUCAUCUUGUGGAAGCCACUCCUUCGAAUGAGCUAAUCGAAGAAGAAAAAGAAGUUAUUAGCUCAAGCAAUACUUCAGAACCAAUCAUUCCAGAAACACAGGAAGCAGUAAUUCCAGAAAACAACACACAAGAAGACAAUAAUACUGAAAGUAAAAUAAGCAGCAAUACAGAAAAUGAAAUUUUCUCAAAAACGGAAAGCUGCUCUAAGCAGGAAGAUGAUAACGUAAAACAAAUAGAUCUCGAGACUCCCAAGGAGAAAACACUUGAGGCGAAAAUAGCUGAAACUCACUAUCCAGAAGACUUAAAUCCUUUCAAAGAUGAUGAUGAAAUCAAGGGUGCUAAUCCUUUCGACAGCUCCGACGAUGAAGUCGAGCUUCUAAAAACCAUUCCACAUAAAAAGAUCAUGGACUCUACCCCGAAAAGAGACAAAGUCGUGCCGCCCCGUCCACCUCCACCCAAAAUAGGCCUAGCCGUAUCUAAACCGUCGCAAGAUCAACAUUCCAGCCCCACACUAUCGCAGGGGAAAAAAAUGCCGAUGCCUACACCUAGGGUAUCUAUAUCGAAACCGCAGACUCCUGCAAAAUUAAUAAGUCAUCGCGACCAGAAAAAUAAUUUUAAUGUGCCCUCCUCAUCAACGGAGCACUUGGAUACUUCGACAACUUUCGAUCGCGGUGGAGAUGACCGUGGUUCAAGUAUCUCCUUGCCAUCGGGCAAUGCCCCUCGCAAGCCACUUCGUGCCUCAGCAGGGACUCCAUUACGAAGCGAGGACGUAAGUCCCGCAUCAAGCCUCAGUUCUAUUACUUCACCGACGAGGAAGAAGCGUCAAGCACCUUUGCCUCCAAAACAAGCCGAAAUUGAGAGUCAACCAGGAUUUUCGAAAUUAUCGGACGAGCAAAAGGCUUUGUUGCACAAUCAGCACAAGACCCCAAAUCAAAGUGACUCAACCAGAAGGUUAAUCCCACUUGACCAGAGCCUGCUUUCUGAUGGAACAACAGAAUCCAGUAACUAUGAAGACAGCUUCAACACUUCAAAUGCAGAGGAAGAGGGAAACAUCGUAUAUCGUCGUGUUUUGGUGCCACCGACUCAGCCCGAUAAGGAGGAUCAAAAGACACCGAUCGUUUACAACGACUUCAAUCGAACCGUCAGUCCCUUGGGGUACAACAAGUCUACCCACGGAAAGUGGAAACGGCGCAAGGGACCAGCUCCUGCGGUUCCUAUACCACCGCGAAAAGUUUUGCAACGCCUUCCGCUGCAAGAAAUACGUCACGAGUUUGAAAUUAUUGCAGUACAGCAGCUGGGUCUCGAGAAACAGGGAGUUAUUCUCGAGAAAAUGAUAAGGGACCGAUGCGAGCGCUCCUUCGAUGCCGUGGAAAAUACAAACGAGGGAGCCGGUACUUCAAGCACCGAUGGCUCCGAGAUAACUAAUUCCAAGGAAGUAGAAGAUUUAAUAUUGCAACUAUUCGAGCUGGUAAACGAAAAGAACGAGUUGUUCCGGAGGCAAGCUGAGUUAAUGUAUCUGCGACGGCAGCACCGAUUGGAGCAGGAACAAGCUGACAUUGAACAUGAAAUUCGAGUAUUAAUGGGCCAACCGGAGCACAACAAAACCGACUCUGACAAGGCCCACGAGGAAGUAUUAAUCAACCGCCUUGUUAAGGUUGUUGAAAUGCGGAACGAAGUAAUUGAUAGUCUUGAGACUGAUCGAGUUCGUGAGGCUCGGGAAGACAUGAGCAUUAAGAACAGACUGCACAUUUACAAUUCUGAGCGCGAGGAACCGGCAGUUGCAAAAGGCGCAGACAAGCUGUCCAAAAAAUUAUCCAAAAAGGAACGAAAGAAACUUAAAGAAGAAAGUAAAUUGGGCAAAGGAAAGAAAUCAGACCUCGAUAAGGACGUCGACGAGUCUGAAACCACGCCAGCAUUGGAAAAAGGAAAGAAGAAGAGAAACUUGUUCUUUUUAAAGAUGUGAGGAGUUUUAGAAACAAUUUUGUAUGCGUCGAACAAUAUUAUUUUAUUUAUGUAAAUUUGUAACCUAUUAAGUUUUUCUAUUGCCAUAGAUGAGCAUUUCAAUAAAUUACGAGACAUGUAUGCGUUUUUUUAAAAACAA